AAAACGAGAGACACGUGUUAUAAUGUGGUAAAAUUUGAGGUUCGCAAAGGAUAAGGAAGGGGCGUAGACCGUUCCACGGUUUCAAGUCCAGCAAAGGAAGAACAAAAUUGCAAUCUUCUUUCAAAUGGAUAUUAUUCAUACACACUAUUCAAUACCAACUUUUAUAUCUCAUCGUUUCUCUUCUUUAUCAUCGUCCUCUUUCCCCUUUAAAACUCUCUGUUCCAAAAGGGACGAAUCUCAAACAAACGGCAAUAACAAUAACAAAGAUGAUAAAUCUUCAACGGAUUGGGACAAGGCAUGGUCAAGAUUCAAGAAGCAAGGAAGAAAAACUCUGUUCUCAAAUUUUUCUCCAAACAAGUAUGUGAGUUGGAAUCCUAGGCGUUCAGAUUUCCCACCUUCUGAAGAGAUUGAUCCUAUAAAGAGAACAGAGAGAUCAAAUCUCAAAUUCUGGACUAGUCCUACUUUUACUCUAGGUGGAGCACUUAUAAUUCUCUUAUUUCUUUUGUUGUAUACUCUUCAAUCACCAAUCAACAAGUAAUUUGAAUUAUAGAAUUUGGAAAUUAAAUAAAUAUUUGUCUCAUAGAAAAAUGCACAUUGUUUUCUAUUAUUAUUAUUGUAAUUGAUGGAGGCUUUGGUGGUUGCUUUUCAUACACCGUGUAACUAGCUAAAUGUUAAUCAAUUGUUAUUAAUCAA
Molecule: messenger RNA, 693 nt
Organism: Cicer arietinum (chickpea)
Lineage: Eukaryota; Viridiplantae; Streptophyta; Magnoliopsida; Fabales; Fabaceae
Source: RefSeq, a predicted model, not a curated record